UUGUAACGACAAGCAGAGUCGUGAAAUUUCGUUUCACGGCGUCAAAAUGGUAGCCGGACCAGUAGCAGAAAGAAAUCAAGAUGCUACUGUGUAUGUUGGAGGCCUGGAUGAGAAAGUUACAGAAGCCGUCCUCUGGGAGCUGUUCCUGCAGGCUGGACCUGUUGUGAACGUUCACAUGCCCAAAGAUCGUGUGACACAGACACACCAGGGGUAUGGCUUUGUGGAGUUUAUGGGAGAGGAAGAUGCAGAUUACGCCAUUAAAAUAAUGAAUAUGAUCAAAAUGUACGGCAAACCCAUCAGAGUGAAUAAGGCGUCUGCAAACCAACGUAACCUGGACGUAGGAGCGAACAUAUUUAUUGGGAAUUUGGAUCCUGAGGUCGACGAAAAGCUGCUCUAUGAUACAUUCAGUGCUUUUGGCGUGAUUUUACAGACCCCAAAGAUCAUGAGAGACCCGGACUCGGGCAACUCAAAAGGCUAUGCAUUCAUCAACUUUGCGAGUUUUGAGGCUGCAGAUUCUGCCAUAGAGGCGAUGAACGGUCAAUACCUGUGCAAUAGAGCUAUCACUAUCUCCUACGCAUUCAGGAAGGACUCGAAAGGAGAGAGGCACGGAAGUGCUGCUGAGCGAAUGAUGGCAGCAAAGAAUCCUCUAUCCCUGACAGACAGGCCACAUCAGCUGUUUGCAGAUGCCCCUCCUCCCUCAGCCCCUGCUCCAGGGGGUGUCGCACCCCCACCACCCCCUCCCUCACAACAGAUGCCAAUGCCAGGGAUGCCAUCCUCCCAGCCUUCAAGCCUGCCCCCUCCUGUCCCUCCACCCAUGGGAGCCCCAGGGAUGGGUGGAGCUCCCCCAAUGAUGCCCCCGCCUGUGCCACCCUCAGGAAUGCCCCACUAUCAUCAAGGGCUCCAUCAAGGUCAGAUGCCAGCACCCCCGUUUCCCCCAAACAUGCGUCCCCCGCCAGGACCCCCACCAAACUCCAUGGGCAACAUGGGUAUGCAGCCACCCAGACACGGGAUGCCUCCACCUCCUGCCCCACCCAUGUCAUCGGCUGGGCCCAACCAACAGAUGGCACCCAACCCUACAUACAACCAGUCUGUCAUGCCCAAUAUGCCUCCACCCCCAGGCAUGCGACCCCCACCCCCAAACUGGAGGGGGCCACCACCCCGGGGACCUCCACAUCCACCAUUUGGUAUGCGUCCCCCACCCCCAGGGAUGAGACCACCACCCCCAGGAAUGGGCCCCAGAGGUCCUAUGAGGGGCCCACCACCCCCACGGGGUAUGAGACCUCCACCCCCUGGAAUGCGAGGUCCCCCACCCCCGCCCCCACCACAAGGGGGAGGGGGGUAUGACGGGUACAACGAAGGGGGUUACUGAGCUAAGACUUUAAAAAGAGAUUUUGAUUGUGAUACAAAGGCAGUUUGAAGGAUUUAAAGAUAAUGUGGUCAAAGGUGAUUUCACUGCAAUUUGUCUGUUAAGGGUUAUUUAACUGGGAAUGCGGACAGUUUUAGGGAUAAAGGAGUAGGGAAACGCUGGCCAAUAUUUGUUAACUGCAGUCAUUGAAAACAAAAUAAAUAGUUUAUUCUGACAUUAUUAUACUAUUAUAACCACAUGCCCGAUUAUAUAAACAUGGCAAUAGCCAUUUUUUCAACUUUUCUGUUUUUUCUAAGAAAAGAAGGCGAAGUAUUCCAAAACUUUAACCUUUCUCAAGUUAUUCUACUUAAACUUGGUACACGUGCUGCCAGAGACAGUACACAAGGCCCAUAACGCUGCCUUUAAAAACUCUUUAUUAUGCCCCUUUUUCAACUGAAAAAAGACAAGCUUUUGCGUUCACUUGGUAUUGCUCUUAUUUUAUUCAGGCUCUGUUAUUGCAAUAAAUCUGUGGGGGUUUUUACCAAGAACUGUGGCAUUCGGGAAAUUGGUUAUACAGACUUGGAAGAUAGAAGACUUGAAGCCAAUUGUGUUGUUUUUUCAACGUAUGUACACUUUAUUUGCUGGUGAUGAAUCUCUCAUGAAGCAGAUUCAAGAGAAUGUUUGAGUUUUAACUCUGCUAAAAUUAAUUCAUAGAUAAAAGAUUGAACUCUAAGAACAUCAUGUUUAUAAUAAGGUUAAUUUCACAACACCUUCAUUGUGACGACAACUCGGAUGAAAAGAUAUGAAUCCAACAAUCAUGUUACAAAACACAAUCCAGUAGUAGAAGUUCACAUGUUCAUAACAAAUCAUCAAAGUUAGACUUUCUGAUGUACCACCACACAUCCUAACUGAGGUGCUGGCAUCAGCAUCUUUCAACACCCCAUGCUGUAUAGAAUCCAGAAUUUGAUAAGCCUUGAAUACAUUUUACCAGUGUAGGGAUAACUGACAUGUGCUAGUUCUGACCACUUACAAUAGUGCGUUGUAUAAAGAUACAUUUAAGAUUUGUUCUGUUUAUUUUCUGUUUGUUUCACGAAAUGCCAGUGUAACUGGUCCCCAAUGACUCCUCACACUGUUAAGUGACGUAUCUUUAUUGAUCCAGUGAAAAGAGAUCUGUAGAAAAACCACAAUGAAUCAUGUACAUUUCAUAGCAUUUAAAAGGCAUCCAUUUUUUUCUGUAUAUAUGUAUGAAAAAUGUUUUAUUUUGUAAUAAAUGUGUUCAUGAUUUA
Molecule: messenger RNA, 2631 nt
Organism: Mya arenaria
Lineage: Eukaryota; Metazoa; Mollusca; Bivalvia; Myida; Myidae
Product: splicing factor 3B subunit 4-like
Exons: 10
Coding region: 47-1369 (440 amino acids)
Biological process (GO): positive regulation of mRNA splicing, via spliceosome
Cellular component (GO): nucleolus; U12-type spliceosomal complex
Molecular function (GO): RNA binding
Source: RefSeq, a predicted model, not a curated record